Molecule: messenger RNA, 1829 nt
Organism: Daldinia decipiens
Lineage: Eukaryota; Fungi; Ascomycota; Sordariomycetes; Xylariales; Hypoxylaceae
Product: ribonucleotide reductase
Exons: 4
Coding region: 151-1380 (409 amino acids)
Biological process (GO): deoxyribonucleotide biosynthetic process
Molecular function (GO): oxidoreductase activity
Source: RefSeq, a predicted model, not a curated record
ACGCUUCUUGUCCUUGCAUCCCAACAACAACGAUUACUUCCACUUAACGCGUGAUUAUCAUUCUUACUCGGUGAUCAUUGCAAGUCAAUUGUCUAUUCCCCUUGUCCAAUUUACAAUUGCAAUUCCUACUUUCAACCUCACAUCUUCACAAUGGCCUCUAACAUCACCCCCUCCAAGAAGGCUGCCUCUGCCAUGGAGUCAUUGAACAUGGACUCUCCCAUCAAGAAGCUGGACUUCUCCGCCGGCAAGGAGAACGCCCCUUUCGACUCCAACAUCGAUGCCCUGGCCAAAGAGAUUGAUUCACACCAACAAAUUGAAAAGAGGCAAGAAGAGAAGGUUGCUGUUGCGCCUACCAUUAGGCCUGAGGAGGCUGAUGAGCCCAUCCUACAAGAGAACCCUCAGCGGUUCGUCCUGUUCCCCAUCAAGUACCAUGAGAUCUGGCAGAUGUACAAGAAGCACGAGGCGUCCUUCUGGACUGCCGAAGAGAUCGACCUGUCCAAGGAUCUUCACGACUGGAACAACAGACUCAACGAUGACGAGAAGUUCUUUGUCUCUCACAUCCUUGCCUUCUUCGCUGCGUCAGACGGCAUUGUCAACGAGAACCUGGUUGAGCGAUUCAGCGGCGAGGUUCAGAUCCCUGAAGCACGAUGCUUCUACGGUUUCCAGAUCAUGAUGGAGAACAUUCACUCUGAGACUUACUCUCUGCUCAUUGAUACCUACAUCAAGGAGCCCGCCCAGAAGACUCAUCUCUUCAACGCCAUUGACACUAUCCCCUGCAUUCGCAAGAAGGCGGAUUGGGCUCUGCAAUGGAUCGCUGACAAGAACUCUACCUUUGCUCAGCGUUUGAUUGCUUUUGCUGCUGUUGAGGGUAUUUUCUUCAGCGGUGCUUUCGCUUCUAUCUUCUGGCUAAAGAAGCGUGGCCUCAUGCCUGGUCUCACUUUCUCCAACGAGCUCAUCUCGCGUGACGAGGGUCUACAUACCGAUUUCGCCUGUCUUCUCUUCACACACCUCAAGAACCGGCCCGGCAAGGACGUCAUCGAGAAGAUCAUUAGAGACGCUGUCACCAUAGAGCAGGAGUUCUUGACAGAGGCCUUACCUUGCGCCUUACUCGGCAUGAACUCCAACCUGAUGAAGCAGUACAUCGAGUUCGUCGCCGACCGCCUACUAGUCGCUCUCGGCAACGAGAAGAUCUACCGCUCUUCCAACCCAUUCGACUUCAUGGAGAAUAUUUCCCUGGGUGGCAAGACUAACUUCUUCGAGAAGCGUGUUGGUGACUACCAGAAGGCAGGUGUCAUGGCCAGCACUAAGAAGAACGACGACGCAGCUACCCCUGCAGAGAACGAGAACGGAGGCGAUUUCACCUUCGACGAUGACUUUUAAGCUUCUCAUCAGCUUGAUGAUCUCGCGCCUCUUUCUCUUACGUCCUUUUUUCGAUACCCCCUUCUCUCAUUCUCGAUUAGAUCCGCCCUCAUGUAAUACUAUAUUCACGCUACUUCCUUCAACGCCAUUCCAACUUGUUAGAGCUUAGAGGGUCUUAAUACAAAACUAUAGACCGGCGAGCAAUUGUCUCGGCGGUACAAUUACGGUUGGAUCCAUCGACCGGGUGGUCCCCCUUGGAUCUUCAACCCUAUUUUUCCCUUUUUAUCUGUCACGAUAGGGUCAUAAUCACUGGGCGUUACGGCGUUGCUGGCCUCUUUACGAAGAGAUGGCCCACGGAGGAAUGAAACAAACAAUAAGCUCCGAAUGGAUGGUCGGACGGAUGGGGCAAAUGACUUGAUGCACGAGACGCGGACGUAGUGAUAGCUCAAUUGAUGCAAAUGAUGAAGACA